UCGUCGUGGUCUAUAAUGGUGAUGCCAUAUACUAAAAUGUGUUCAUAAUUUAAAAAAAAAAACGCCUUACAUAUUCAAAUCUUGUUAAUUAAUUCUAAUAUUAUGGAUAUUUUUAGGUAUUAUUGCAUCGUAUUUUUAAUUUACACUACACGACUGAAGACGACUAAUGCAAUAGAUAACGUAACAUCAGUAUCACCACUAGCGUCGUGUUCCUCGAUCGGCGGUAUUGAUGUUGAUUUUCAAACGGUAGACUUGAUAGCAGUUUAUCGACUGGACAGAUCCGAUACAACCGGUGUGACACUCGUCCAAGGGUCGCAAGAUUUGCAAAGGGCGUACAGAAUUGGUGACGGAGCGAACCUUACUUUGCCUUUGCGACACGUCUUUCCCAAUGGUCUGCCAGAAUACUUCAGUGUCAUAGGGACAUUCAAUGCUCAUAAUCACCGACGGCCUUGGAGCUUGAUUCGCGCUAGAUCACAAACACUUCAGUUCUCGAUAACAUUACUGCCGAAUCUCAGGAAAUUUGCUGUUUUUGUGCAGCAUUCUCGAGUGGUCUUUUCUUCACCGGAGCUAUUCAGACCAGGGUGGCAUAAACUGCACGUGGCUAUUACGAAUGACACCGUUUACGCCGCUGUUGAUUGUAUUGAGUUAGAACCGGAGAAUAUAAGUCCGCACGACUUCAGUAACGCGACGUCGAUCACCAUUAUCAGUAACGACGAUGGAACUCCAGCUCCGAUUGAUCUCCAAUGGUUAUCGCUGAGCUGCAAUCGCUACAACCUGACUGACGAAAGUUGUGAAGAAAUUGAAAUACCCGAAUUUUUGAUUGCCACUAUACCUCCAUUUCCUAUCGUGCCGCCAAAUAUUGACCCUUAUUUGGAACAAACAUGUAACCAAACAUGUCCUCCGGGUCCUGAAGGGCCCCCAGGGCCAAAAGGGGAAGAAGGUAUUAGAGGUUACACAGGAUUGCCGGGAGUACGUGGCUUGCAAGGGCCACCUGGUUUAGAGGGGUCUCCAGGGCCUAAAGGGGAGAAAGGAGAAAGAGGACCGGCGGGAAACGCUAAUAAUGUGACACUAGUUCCCGGACCUCCAGGAAAGGAAGGUCCACGUGGGCCGAAAGGCGAAAAAGGAGUUCAAGGUUUUAAAGGUGAUCCAGGCGAGGCUGGGUUAGUUGGCUUAGCUGGACUUCCUGGUGUAGACGGAAGAGACGGUUCCCCGGGUCCUCCUGGACCUAUGGGGCUUCGCGGAGAACCAGGCCCCGUAGGCCCCCCUGGACCAGCAACUAGCAUUAACGUUCCAUUAACUCAUGGUCAAAAGGGUGAGAGAGGUCUUCCUGGUAAGCCAGGGCUGGAUGGAAUUCCUGGGCCGAUUGGACCACGGGGGCUGUCCGGUGUCGCUGGCAUACCAGGUAUUCAAGGUCCACCAGGUGUACCUGGUAUACCAGGGGAAAGAGGGUUACCGGGCAUACAGGGAUCUCCAGGCGAAAGGGGUCCCGAAGGACCGCAAGGUCCUGAAGGGCAGAGAGGAUUACCGGGAGUACCUGGUCCACCUGGAAUAACCGCAUCACCUUCUGUUAGUUUACUUGGAUCACCUGGGCCUCAAGGCGAUAAGGGACAGAAAGGAGAAAGCGGUCUGCCAGGAUUUCCAGGACGAAAUGGAAUAGAUGGUGUUCCAGGCGUCCCUGGACAAAGGGGACUACCGGGUUUGCCAGCACCCAGUAGUAUCAUUACUCAGCUCCCGUCAAUAUCAGAGAAUGAAGUUAGAAAUAUCUGCGAAGAUCUGAUUAAAGAGCGGUUCAAAGAGCUGGCAGCAUCACUCAUAGUACCAAAUAUAGCUCCAAUUGAGGGUAAAAGAGGACCUCCAGGCAGACCAGGGCCUCCCGGUAAUCCAGGAUCACCUGGUGACUCAGGUCCAAUGGGGCCACGUGGUUACCCUGGAGAGACGGGAGAGCCGGGAAGACCCGGUGGCCAAGGUCUGAGAGGAGACAAGGGUGAUAAAGGAGAGAGAGGUGCAGAUGGUAUUGGACUACCAGGACCUGAAGGCCCAGGUGGAUUACCAGGACCGAUGGGCCCACCUGGACCGGAAGGCAGAUCUGGUCAACGUGGUGACCCUGGCAGAGAAGGAGCAAUAGGUCCGAGAGGAGUUCCAGGUCCAAGAGGAACCUGUGAUUGUCCCAGUGUCGGGUACUACGCCUAUUCACCCCUUGGAAAUAAUAAGGGGCCAUAAAUAUGUGUUCAUAGUUUAAUCUAAGUUAGCUUUAGUGUUUUUGCUCCAAUAAUUUAGAUUAUUCAGUGUUUCCUUGCUUUAUAUUUGUAGACAAAUGUACUUAAGUUUAUUUGAAGUAUACGAAGUGAAAUAAAUAGCGUGAUGUGAUUGUU
This is a messenger RNA of Vanessa atalanta (red admiral), 2372 nucleotides long. RefSeq names its product collagen alpha-1(IX) chain-like. The transcript has 23 exons. NCBI's taxonomy places the organism in Eukaryota, Metazoa, Arthropoda, Insecta, Lepidoptera, Nymphalidae. The record is from RefSeq and is a predicted model, not a curated record. Bases 103 to 2220 code for a protein of 705 amino acids.